Molecule: messenger RNA, 3355 nt
Organism: Phyllopteryx taeniolatus (common seadragon)
Lineage: Eukaryota; Metazoa; Chordata; Actinopteri; Syngnathiformes; Syngnathidae
Gene: znf385d
Product: zinc finger protein 385D
Exons: 10
Coding region: 290-1570 (426 amino acids)
Cellular component (GO): nucleus
Molecular function (GO): zinc ion binding; nucleic acid binding
Source: RefSeq, a predicted model, not a curated record
GACAAACGAGGCGUCUCGCACCAAAGUGUUUCCAUCGCCAGCAAGACGACGGCGAUGAGGUCUCGAGGGAACAAGAUGGAUAGCGAAGGUCCGCUAAUGGAUUGUGGAGUGCGGUGUCUCCGGAGCGAUGCCAGUGCUCCUGAAAAAAGUGAACGUGACAAUACAAGCAACUGGACACGUGGUUUCCUGCCUCCGCGGAGCCGCUAUCUUCCUGCAUUAAUAACGUCCUCAGCUGCUCGGUUCCGGAUGACUCACAGCUGUGAAUGGAAACAGCCAGAAUAGUUUGAAGAUGCUGCCACUUGUUCCAGUCUUUGGUGAUCACCUCCCAGCCUGGAGGCCUGCAGGUAACACAUGUCACAACGGCCUGGUGCCCCCCGUGGCCCGGUCCGCCUUGCCGUCUGUUCACAGCGCUCUGAGUGUCAAGCACUUUCUUCCCUUCCCGUUGGACAACAACGCCUCGGCCGCCAUCAACCUCUUUCCCGGAUUCAACGCGAUGGACCUGGUGCAGAAGGCCGUCCUCCAUCACACGCUGGGCCUCCCACCUGCCGCCGCCGCCGCCGCCAAGAGGAAGCACGUCUCCUGCGGCGUCUGCCGGCUGAGGUUCAACUCGCAGAACCAAGCGUUGGCCCACUACAAGGGCACAAAGCAUGCCAAGAAGCUAAAAGCCCUGGACGCUCCCAAGAGCAAGCUCAAAGGAACGUCGCACGGCAAGGAGCCCGCUCCAGGCAGGAAAGAUGUGGUUCCAAGCACAGAGCCCCCGCCGCUGUGCCCCGCGCUCCGACUGGCACCCCCCUCGGACUCCACGGCGACCCCCGCGACGCCGACCGACGUUGCCGGACCUUCGUCUCCAGACCCGGAUGCCCCGGAGACGACCUCGGAGCUCGAGCUCAACUCGCCCUCGGAACCGGAACCGGAACCGGAACCGGAACCCGACCCUGACGUUGAACCCGACGAGGAAACGGAACCGGAAACGGAGGAGGAGAAAGCUCGGCGUCUGCUCUACUGCUCGCUCUGCAAGGUGGCCGUCAACUCGGCUUCGCAGCUGGAGGCUCACAAUAGCGGUACCAAGCACAAGACCAUGCUGGCGGCCCGCAGCGGCGUGGGCUCUAUCAAGUCGUUCCCGCGGCCGGGGGUCAAAGGCAAAAUGGCGCCGCCGUCCUUGUCCAAAGCAUCCACGGGCCUGCAGAACAAAACGUUUUACUGUGAGACGUGCGACGUGCACAUCAACUCCGAGACGCAGCUGAAACAGCACAUCAGCAGUCGUCGUCAUAAAGACAGAGCGGCAGGGAAACCGGCCAAGCCUAAGUACACUCCCUACAGCAAAGGAGCCACCAAGCAGACGCAGAUCAAGUUGAGUUUGGGCAAGGAGCCUCCGUGCCCCCCGCUGACCACCCACCUACUUCCCGCUCAGCUGAUGGCCGCCGCCCUCGGCAACACGUUCUCUCAGCGGCACGGCCACGCCCCCAACCCCGCCCUCUUCCCGACGACGCCCCUCCCGCUCCCCCUGCUCCGCCCCGCCCCCGGCCCCAUCAGGACCGCCCACCCGCAAGUCCUCUUUGCGCCGUACUGACCCCCUUGAGUGGGCGGCGGAGCAAAUGGAGCGACCAGCCUAUGCAUCCAGGACUCAUCAUGAUUGACAGCUGUCGAUCGACGUGUACAGCGAAAUGAGGGCAAUAACGUAACACGCACACACACACACACACACACACGUGAACUAUGCAGUGUCAGUACUUCGUGAGGGUCCCCAGGUGAUGCUCACAUUCCUGUUUGCACUUUAACUUCUGUUGACGUGCACGUUCGACGCUAGACUGUGUUUGAUGGUUAGACGAUGUGUCGCUUUUUUGGUUUUUGUUUUUCUCUUUUCGUUAUUGCAGCGAACUCCCAAAACGUUAGCGAUGUGGGGUUUGGGUGUGACGUUUCCACAUGAACCACAACAGGUGAAUUUUAUCUUUUGCAAUUGAAUCCCUUCUAUAAACCAUUGAACUCAGCAAAUUUGAACCUUUUGUAUCAUUUUCAGUUUCCCCACUUUAAUGUUGAAGAUAAUCAAAGAAAUGUAAAUAUCAGACAUAUAUAUAACCCAAGUGGGAAAAACAACAACUUAUCAGUUAGCUGUGUGCCCUGUGUGAAAAAAGUAAUGGCCCCCCUCAACCUAAUAAGUUAUGCCACCCUCAGCAGCAACAACUGAAAUCAAGCCUUUUUUAUAACUGGCAAUGAGUCUCAUAAGCCAUGUUACUUUUCGAUGUCCAUUUUGGUCAGCAGUGGUUUUCGCCUUGGAACUCUGCCAUGGAUGCCAUUUUUGCCCAGUCUCUUCCUUAUUGUUGUAUCAUGGACACUACCUUAACUGAGGCGAGUUCUGCAGUUCUUUGUGGCCUCCUGGAUGAGUCAUUGCUGUUCUCUUGGGGUAAUCUUUGUAGACCGGCCACUCCUGGGAUAGUUCACCACUGUUCUCUGUUUUCUCCAUGUGACGAUAAUGGCUCUCCCUAUGGUUCGCUGGAAUCCUAAAGCUUUAGAAAUGACUGAUCGAUAACAACUACUUUAUGUCUUGACUGUUCUUGAAUUUUUGGGGAUUUUGUCAUUUUCUCGCAGUUCAUGUAGAUCAUGUGAUUAUUAUUUUUCCUUAAUAAAUGAAAUCACCAUUUAAAAACAGCGUUUGAAGUUCACUUGGGUUAUAUUUGUCUGAUAUUAAAAUGUUUUCAUUAAAGUAGGGAAACUGCAAAAAUAUAAGAAUUUGAGAAGGGGGCGAAUACUUUUUCACGGCACUGUCGUCCCUCAAAGUUCUUUCGGUCUGUUGCCACGAAAAAGCACAUUAAUAAUCCCAUAAAACUUAGAAGUUGAAAUUGCUGGGAAGAAAAUUGCUCCGGAUUUAGAAGAAAAUAAAUUGUGAGAAGCAACAAUUUAGUCUCUUAAAUUGACCACAAAACUCCAUGACUUUCACCAUGCCAACCAUUUAAAAUCAUUACAUUUUAUGAUGUGAUGAAGGACAUUAACAAUCCCAUAAAGACUGGAAGAAAAUGAGUAAAUGACCAUUGAUUUUUCCAACUUUGUGUCAUCGGCAGGUUGCAACAUUCAGCAUUUUAUCGAACAAGAUGAAGUUGGACCGAAAGGACGGAAAUUUACAGGUAGUCAAAUUAAAAUCAAGUGUAAAGUUCAUCGUAGGUUCAUCCAGAAAUUUCACCCCAAACCCCAAUAUCGUCAAACUUUUUGUGAGGCGUGUGUGUGCUCGUGUGUAUGCGGUGUGUGUGUGUGUGUAUGUAUGUAUGUAUGUGUGUUUGUUGUCUGGAGCUUUUGGUGUGUUUCGUGUCCAAUGUGUUCAAAGUGUUCAUUUGGAAUAAAACAAGAGUUAACUUUGUUAAAA